Medioppia subpectinata is the source of this 320-nucleotide messenger RNA. The record is from the annotation of a GenBank genome assembly. Lineage: Eukaryota; Metazoa; Arthropoda; Arachnida; Sarcoptiformes; Oppiidae.
GUCCGGGACAAAUUCAAACCCCAAUAUUUGAGCGCUAUUUGGGUCUAAAUGAAGUGCAAUUGGAUGCCAUGUGGAAAGCUGUGAGCGAUAAAUACCCGUUGAGACGUCCGGGAAGUACUGAAGACGUGGCAAAAGCUAUAGUUUUCUUGGCAUCAAAUGAUUCUUCGUUUAUAACUGGAGUGCAGUUGAAGAUCGACGGCGGCUAUUUGGACUCACCCCACCUCGCUUUACCAUGAUCUAUAAUCUUUCUAUUUUUAAUCACUCAAUGCAUGUUUCCUUUGACUUGAUAACGCAUUUUGCACUUAAAUAUUUGAGUUAUG